Malaclemys terrapin pileata is the source of this 1047-nucleotide messenger RNA. RefSeq names its product cystatin F (gene CST7). The transcript has 5 exons. The coding region runs from base 93 to 536 and encodes 147 amino acids. The record is from RefSeq and is a predicted model, not a curated record. Lineage: Eukaryota; Metazoa; Chordata; Testudines; Emydidae. Gene Ontology annotation, cellular component: lysosome; endoplasmic reticulum; Golgi apparatus. Gene Ontology annotation, biological process: immune response; negative regulation of microglial cell activation; positive regulation of myelination. Gene Ontology annotation, molecular function: cysteine-type endopeptidase inhibitor activity.
GUUGGCUCUAAGCACUCCUGGGGUUAGCCUGUUUUUAAUAGUCAGCCCUGCGUCGGAGAAUAACCUGGAAGAGCUGUCUCUCACAGAGAUGGAUGGAAAUCUUUGAAAAACUAUUUACUCCACUGAAAAAUGCCCAUUUGUGGAAACCAAAACUGCUCAUAAAAAAAGUUCUCUACCUGGAGAAGCCGAAUUCAACCACCAGACCUGGAUUCCCCAGACCCAUGAACACCAAUGACCCCGGAGUUCGCAGAGCCGCUCGCUUUGGGGUUUAUCGCUAUAACAACAGCUCAAACGACAUUUUUCUAUUCAAAGAGUCUCAUAUAACCAAAGCAAUGGUGCAGGUGGUCAGAGGGCUAAAAUACAUGCUCAAUGUGGAAAUUGGCCGGACGGUGUGUGACAAGAGGGGACACUCCAACUUGGACAGCUGCGACUUUCAGAAGAAGAAAAAGCUGCAACAAAUGUUCAGAUGCUAUUUUGAGGUCUGGACUAUCCCCUGGCUACAGCGAGUCCAAGUGCUGCUUGCUCUCUGUCACUGAUCCAACUUCCCCGGCCACAGCCACACCUGGCCUCAAUGCACUCGCAGUGAGAAUUUCGAUACUGUCUGUUUUCCGCAAGCAGCUGAGACCAGUGAAGAAUUGCUGCAAAGAGAUCAUUCCAAUGAAUGGCUGUUUUUCAAGUAUGACUCUUUGGGAAGAUAGUUGAAAAGUCUACACCACAAAACCCACCAAGUGACAGGAUCUUAACGAAUCAGGUUAAUGUUUACUGCUGUCCAGCCUAGGCAUUUUGACAAAUUAACUAACCUGUAGAGGACAGCUUUAUUUCUCCAGUCGACACUGGCCCACCAGUCAGCUGGAAAGUAAACUAGAUUCUUGCUGUAUUAGCUGAAACAUUCACAUACAGUCUAAAUGGACCACGGUGGCCAGCUAUCUAGGAUUUCAGCUGCUGUAUGGCAAAAGUGACAAACUAGGCAGCACUUAUACAUUAUCAACAAAUAACCUAUCCAUGCACAUGCUGAGAGAUCUUAGGGAAAAUGUUGUUUGCAAUUCU